Messenger RNA from Miscanthus lutarioriparius, 624 nucleotides. Lineage: Eukaryota; Viridiplantae; Streptophyta; Magnoliopsida; Poales; Poaceae. The record is from the annotation of a GenBank genome assembly.
AUGCUAUCGACAUACAGCAGCGCCUAUGUUUUCACCUACGAUAACAUGAGGAACCAGAAGCUCAAGGACCUCAGGGAGCAGCUCAAAUCUUCUAGCAGGAUAUUUCUUGCUGGAAAGAAGGUUAUGCAGAUAGUGUUGGGGCGUUCACCUGCUGAUGAAGCUAAAACAGGCCUCCACAAACUUUCCAAGUUCCUUCAAGGUGACUCUGGUCUGUUCUUUACCAAUCUUCCAAGGGAUGAUGUUGAGAGGAUGUUUCGAGAAUUUGAGGAGCAUGAUUUUGCAAGGACAGGAAGUACCGCGACAGAGACGGUGGAGCUUAAGGAAGGUCCUCUGGAACAGUUCACACAUGAGAUGGAACCCUUUCUACGGAAGCAAGGACUUCCAGUUCGCUUGAACAAAGGUGUUGUAGAGUUAGUUGCAGAUCAUGUUGUUUGUGAGGAAGGGAAACCCCUUUCGCCAGAAGCUGCACAAACUCUGGGAGGGUUGGAAAUUAGAAAGAUGCUAUCUGCAGAAAUUUUGCUAGUGUAUUUCUUCAUUUUGUCCGAUCUUUACUCAACUGUUGAAAGGUCUCAAUGGCAAAUGCCAAAUCUGUGCCUGGUGUCUGGGGAGCGCAUCACUGAUUAA